Messenger RNA from Trifolium pratense (red clover), 1805 nucleotides. Its product is annotated as 3-oxo-Delta(4,5)-steroid 5-beta-reductase. Bases 221 to 1345 code for a protein of 374 amino acids. Lineage: Eukaryota; Viridiplantae; Streptophyta; Magnoliopsida; Fabales; Fabaceae. The record is from RefSeq and is a predicted model, not a curated record. The transcript has a single exon.
AACUUCAAUCACAAGUUUCAUGCUACAUACUAUAACCAUAUGCCAGCCCAGAAACACUCCUAAAAAGAAGAGCACUAAUAGUCAAAUCUAGUAGAGAGAAAAAAAAAAGUCCACAUUAUUAUUGUAACACCAAAUUCCAAGUACAGAUAAUGAGGCACCAUAUUCAUUCCUAUAAAAUGGUUCAAUUUAGAAGUUAAGAUACAAAGCACCCUUUAGGACAAUGGCAGCUACAAAGGAGAAAAAAAGUGUUGCCAUAAUUUUUGGGGUCACUGGACUUGUUGGUAGAGAGUUAGCUAAAAAACUACUUUUAGAAUCUUCUUGGAAAGUUUAUGGUAUAGCUAGAAAUCAAGAUACACUACCAAACACCCUUUUAAGCCCUUCUUAUAAUUUCAUUUCUUGUGAUUUGCUUAACCCUUUAGAGACUCAAAAAAAGCUAUCUUCAUUACAAGAUGUCACACAUGUAUUUUGGGUCACAUGGGCUAGUCAAUUUCCAUUAGACACACAAGAAAGUUGUGACCAAAACAAAGCCAUGAUGUCAAAUGCUUUGGAUUCUUUACUCUCAAAUGCUAAGAAUCUAAAGCAUGUUUCACUUCAAACAGGAACAAAACAUUAUGUUUCACUUCAAGCACCUUUUGAUGAACAAAAGAAAUUGUACUAUUACAAAGAAGAAUUUCCAAGAAUGAGUAGUGGCACAAAUUUCUACUAUGCAUUGGAGGAUUUGCUUAUAGAGAAAUUAAAUGGUAAGGUUUAUUGGUCAGUGCAUAGGCCUGGUUUAUUAUUUGGAAAUUCAAUUAGAUCAUUUUACAAUUUUAUGGGUAGUUUAUGUGUUUAUGGGUCUAUUUGUAAAAAAUUAAAGAUCCCUUUUGUGUUUGGAGGGACAAAAGAAUGUUGGGAAGAACCAUACAUUGAUGGGUCAGAUGCUAGGCUUGUAGCUGACCAACAUAUUUGGGCAGCUACAAAAAGUUCUAUAGUUUCAACUAAUGGACAAGCUUUUAAUUCAAUUAAUGGCCCAAGUUUCACUUGGAAGGAAAUUUGGCCAAUUGUUGGGAAAAAACUUGGUGUUCAAGUUCCUCAAGAAAUGGUUGUGGGAAAUUUUUUGUAUUCAAAAGCUAUGUUUGAGAAGCAACAAGUUUGGGAAGAGAUUGUGGAGGAAAAUGGGUUGGUGAAAACAAAAGUUGAAAAUUUAGCUAAUUGGGAAUUUUUAGAUGCUUUAUUUAGAUUCCCUUUUAAACUUAUGGGGAGUAGAGAUAAAGUUGAGGAGUUUGGUUUUGGUGCAAGGUAUAAGACAUUGAAUUCAAUUUUGUAUUGGAUUGAUUGUAUGAGAGAUGAGAAGGUGAUUCCUUAAUUAGAGUCUUAUUGCUACAUUUUUUUCACUACUAUCUAGUUUUACCGGACCUCUUAAUCUGGUUUGGAUCAGUUCUGACAUUAAGUGAUUCAAAUCUCCUUCAAAUAGCAAUUGCGGAAAUUGAACCGUUAUCAUACUUCCAACCUCCUUGUUGCUACAUCUAUUUGACUUCAAUUGGGAGUGUUUGGUAUUAGAAAUUUAUGGAGCACCACAAACAUGGGCUUUUUCUUAAAGAAAUUUAGUGGCAACGUGUUGUUUUCAUGUGCUUGUUAAAGUUUCCCUUUAUUGUUGCUUAGUUUACUGGUUUAUAUUAUAUAAAUAUGGGAUUUUUAAUUUAAUAAUGUAUACCUUCUUUUGCACAUCAUUGUCCCCUUAUAUGUCACUUAUUUAUGGCCACAAGUGGGGAUAUGGCUUUGUCUUCUUCAUUCAAUGGAAAUAACAUAAUGUUUUUUGUGGCCUA